Messenger RNA from Amaranthus tricolor (Joseph's coat), 1654 nucleotides. Its product is annotated as actin-1-like. The record is from RefSeq and is a predicted model, not a curated record. Lineage: Eukaryota; Viridiplantae; Streptophyta; Magnoliopsida; Caryophyllales; Amaranthaceae. Gene Ontology annotation, cellular component: cytoplasm. The coding region runs from base 196 to 1329 and encodes 377 amino acids. The transcript has 5 exons.
CUUGGUUUGUCGUAAAAUUUGGAAAUUUAAGGGUUCUCCGAUUCUUCCUCAUUCAAUUUCAUCAAAUUCAACAAACAAAUGCUCUAUCCAAUUUUAGGGUUUUCUCUUCUUCAUCAUUAUUUUCUUUGAUUUUUCAUUCAUUUCUUCUCAUUCUUUCUCCUUUCUUACAUCGCAUUCUCUCUUUGAUAAUCGAAAAUGGCAGAUGGUGAGGAUAUUCAGCCCCUUGUUUGUGACAAUGGAACUGGAAUGGUCAAGGCUGGAUUUGCUGGUGAUGACGCCCCACGAGCUGUGUUCCCUAGCAUUGUUGGUCGUCCCCGUCACACUGGUGUGAUGGUUGGCAUGGGCCAAAAGGAUGCGUAUGUGGGUGAUGAAGCUCAAUCAAAGCGAGGAAUCUUGACCCUGAAAUAUCCGAUUGAGCAUGGUAUUGUCAGCAAUUGGGAUGACAUGGAAAAGAUUUGGCAUCACACCUUCUAUAAUGAGCUUCGUGUUGCUCCAGAAGAGCACCCGGUUCUCCUUACUGAAGCCCCACUCAAUCCCAAGGCAAAUCGUGAAAAGAUGACUCAGAUCAUGUUUGAGACCUUUAAUGCUCCUGCUAUGUAUGUUGCCAUUCAGGCUGUUCUUUCACUAUAUGCUAGUGGGCGUACAACUGGUAUUGUCCUUGACUCUGGAGACGGUGUCAGUCACACUGUACCCAUUUAUGAAGGGUAUGCUCUCCCGCAUGCUAUCCUUCGUCUUGACCUGGCUGGACGAGAUCUGACUGACUACAUGAUGAAAAUCCUUACUGAACGUGGGUACUCUUUCACCACCUCAGCUGAGCGUGAAAUUGUGAGGGACAUGAAAGAAAAGCUUGCCUACAUCGCUCUUGACUACGAGCAGGAUAUGGAGACUGCAAAAACUAGCUCCUCUGUGGAGAAGAGCUACGAGCUUCCUGAUGGGCAGGUUAUAACUAUUGGUGCUGAGCGAUUCAGAUGCCCGGAGGUCCUCUUCCAACCAUCUUUCAUCGGAAUGGAAGCUGCUGGUAUUCAUGAAACCACUUACAAUUCGAUCAUGAAAUGUGACGUGGAUAUUAGGAAAGAUUUGUAUGGAAACAUCGUACUCAGUGGUGGUACCACCAUGUUCUCCGGCAUUGCCGAUAGAAUGAGCAAGGAAAUUACUGCACUAGCACCAAGCAGCAUGAAAAUUAAGGUUGUGGCACCACCCGAGAGAAAAUACAGUGUGUGGAUCGGUGGUUCUAUCUUGGCAUCCCUCAGCACUUUCCAACAGAUGUGGAUUGCAAAGGCAGAGUAUGAUGAAUCUGGACCGUCAAUCGUCCACCGGAAGUGCUUCUAAUUUCACUAUAAAUGUUCAAGGCGCCAUUUGUUUGGAAGACGGGUAUGACUUGCAUCCUCCGAUUUUGAUUGGCAAGCCUAAUCAGUAGUCGGAUAUAUGUAUUCUUUAGUUUUCGUUGCGAAGUCAUCCACCGAUUUUGAUUGGCGAGCCUAAUUAGUCGUAUAAAUUUUUGUUUUGUUAUAUGUAUUCUUUAGUUAUCGUUUGCGUGACGAGUACCUUGGAGAUGUGCAAGAAUUUUGAUUUCGAUAAUCCAUAUAUCAAUAUUCUCACAUUUCUGAAUUAAUAUAAAUUUAUGCAGCUGUAUGGGUGCUGCUUUUUGUGUGUA